Castor canadensis (American beaver) is the source of this 11616-nucleotide messenger RNA. NCBI's taxonomy places the organism in Eukaryota, Metazoa, Chordata, Mammalia, Rodentia, Castoridae. The record is from RefSeq and is a predicted model, not a curated record.
AGACUGUUUAUGGAAGUUUUUCUUCCCACCUGAUUAUCAAGUUCUGAAAGUUUCUGAAAUUGCACAGGCUGGAAGACCAAGACAGAUACUUGCUUUUGAACUACGCAUGAAUAUUAUUGCGGAUGCUACAAUUGACUUGCUAUUUACUAAAAACAGGGAAACAAAUGCUGUACAUGUAAAUGUAGGAGCUGGCUCAUACUUAGAAAUUAAUAUUCCCAUGACGGUUGAAGAAAAUGGUUACACCCCUGCAAUUAAAGGACAACUAUUACAUGUUGAUGCCACUACCAGCAUGCAAUAUCGGACCCUUUUGGAAGCAGAAAUGUUAGCAUUCCACAUCAAUGCCAGCUACCCCCGAAUAUGGAACAUGCCACAGACAUGGCAGUGUGAAUUAGAGGUUUAUAAAGCCACCUAUCACUUCAUAUUUGCACAGAAGAACUUCUUUACAGAUUUAAUUCAAGACUGGUCUAGUGAUAGUGCUCCAGACAUUUUUUCAUUUGUUCCAUAUACAUGGAAUUUUAAAAUCAUGUUUCAUCAAUUUGAAAUGAUUUGGGCUGCUAAUCAACACAAUUGGAUUGACUGUUCCACUAAACAACAGGAAAAUGUGUAUCUGGCAGCCUGUGGGGAAACAUUAAACAUUGAUUUUUCUUUGCCUUUUACGGAUUUUGUUCCCGCUACAUGUAAUACCAAGUUCUCCUUAAGAGUUGUGGUUUUUGUGGCCAGAUGAUACCCUGAAGAAUAAGAGAUGUAGAAAUAAAUGUGGUUGUCUCGGUGGCUGCAGAUUCUUUGGUGGCACAGUAGCUGGCCUAGAUUUCUUCAAACUUGAAGAGUUGACCCCUUCCAGUAGCUCUGCAUUUUCAAGCACAAGUGCAGAGUCUGAUAUGUAUUAUGGACAAUCUUUGCUACAACCUGGAGAAUGGAUUAUUACUAAAGAAAUUCCCAAAAUUAUAGAUGAUAUAUUGAAGCAAUGGUUCAUUGUGCUAGCACCCAACAUCCAGCUGCAAUUGUUGAUCAUCUUCAUGUUAAAGUCCUUAGAGAAGCAGUCCAAAAUAGCAAGAAUACUUUCUCGGAAAAUUUAUCUUCCAAACAAGAUGUUCGGGGGACAAAAGCUGAGCACCUUACAAUAGGAACAACUAACCAAGGACAAGUUCAGACAAAUCUUGUAACCAAGCAAGAUAAUGUAACAAUUAAAGGUCUUCAGGCUAAUGUUAGCAUACCAAAGGUAAACUUAUGUUUGUUACAAGCCUCAGUGGAAGAAUCUCCAACUACAGCUCCUAGAAGUGUGACACAUGUUUCCUUAGUAGCAUUGUGUUUUGACAGAAUUGCUACGCAAGUUCGUAUGAAUAGAGGUGUUGUUGAAGAGACUUUAAAUAAUGCAGACCCUACUAAAACAUCAAAUCUUGAUAGAUUUGUUCAUGCCACUAAGAUGCAGCCCCAGUCAUCUGGAUCUCUUAGAUCAAAUGCGGGAGCAGAAAAAGGCAAAGAAAUUGCAGCCAAGUUAAACAUUCAUCGAGUUCAUGGGCAACUUAGGGGUCUUGAUACAACAGACAUUGGGACCUGUGCCAUCACUGCUAUUCCUUUUGAGAAGUCCAAAGUUUUAUUUACUCUUGAAGAACUGGAUGAAUUUACUUUUGUAGAUGAAACAGAUCAGCAAGCUUUUCCAGAUGUAACUCGAAUAGGUCCCAGCCAAGAAAAAUGGGGUUGGAUAAUGUUUGAAUGUGGACUUGAAAAUUUAACAAUAAAAGGAGGAAGACAGUCUGGUGCUGUUUUAUAUAACAGUUUUGAAGUUAUGGGUAAAGCUAGUGUCCCAGAAAGGGGUGGAGUGCUAACUUCCAAUAAUUCUUCCGAUUCUCCAACGGGCAGUGGCUAUAAUACUGAUGUCUCUGAAGACAAUCUUCCAUGUGACCGGACAAGCCCUGCCUCAGACGUAAAUGGAAAUUCUGUUUCAGAUGAACAAGAUGAAGGAGUUGAAUCUGAUGAUUUGAAAAAAGAUCUACCUCUAAUGCCUCCACCUCCAGAUUCAUGUAGCAUGAAAUUGACCAUUAAAGAAAUUUGGUUUAGUUUUGCAGCACCCACCAAUGUGAGGUCUCCUACACAUGCAUUUUCUAGGCAACUGAACCUUUUAAGCACAGCAACUCCAGCUGUUGGUGCAUGGCUUGUUCCCAUUGACCAACUGAAGUCAUCCUUAAACAAACUAGAAACUGAGGGAACCUUGAGAAUUUGUGCAGUUAUGGGAUGCAUAAUGACAGAAGCAUUAGAGAAUAAAAGUGUACAUUUUCCCCUAAGAAGUAAAUACAACAGGCUUACAAAAGCUGCUCGCUUUCUCCAAGAAAAUCCUUCAUGUUUACUAUGUAACAUACUACACCACUAUCUGCACCAGGCAAAUUACUCUAUCAUUGAUGAUGCUACAAUGAGUGAUGGACUUCCUGCUUUGGUAACAUUAAAGAAAGGUUUAGUUGCACUGGCAAGGCAGUGGAUGAAAUUUAUUGUGGUCACACCAGCCUUCAAAGGAGUUAGCUUACACAGACCAACUCAGCCUCUGGUACCUCAAACAGCUGUGGACUAUGAACAUGAAGAUGGACUUGGGCUGGACAAUGGGGGUGGUCUUCAAAGUGAUACCAGUGCUGAUGGAGCAGAAUUUGAGUUUGAUGCAGCCACAGUCAGUGAACACACAAUGCUACUAGAAGGAACAGCUAACCGGCCACCACCUGGUAGCUCGGGACCUGUUACUGGAGCUGAGAUAAUGAGGAAACUUUCUAAAACUCAUACCCACAGUGACUCUGCAUUAAAAAUAAAGGGCAUACAUCCAUAUCAUUCUCUGAGCUAUACCAGUGGAGACACUGCCACAGAUUCUCCAGUGCAUGUUGGACGUUCAGGGAUGACAGUAAAAGAGAGUCCACGGAAGGAGAGUCUCCUCAGCUACCUGACUGGAAGCUUCCCAAGCUUGCACAACCUUCUAGAAGGAACUCCUCAGAGAAGUAGUGCAGCUGUAAAGAGCAGCUCCCUAACGAGAACAGGAAAUACAGUGACCACUGACAUGUUAUCUGAACAUCCUUUGCUAUCUGAGCCAUCAUCUGUGAGUUUCUAUAAUUGGAUGUCAAAUGCUGUGGGUAAUCGAGGAAGUGUGGUACAAGAAUCUCCUGUUACAAAAUCAGGACAUAAUAGUCUUCCAACAGGUGUUGCACCCAAUCUUCCUACGAUACCCUCAGCCUCAGAUUUCAACACUGUCUUGUCUAGUGACCAGAACACUCUGGAUGGCACACAUUCUCAGCAUAGCACUAGUCAGGAUGAUGUGGCAGGUGUAGAAGAAGCAAACCAAGGAUUUCCUGCUGUUCAGCUUGCUGAUGCACAGGUUGUUUUUAAACCUCUUCUGAGUCACACAGGGAUCCAGUCACAGGAUGCAAUGCCAUUCUGCUACAGAAUGUACUUUGGAGAACACCUUUCAUUUUCAGGGACUUUGGACUGCCUCAGAGCAGAUAUUGUAGACUCAGACACUGCCAAAGAGAGAAAAGGCAAAAAAUCAAGAAGGCAAGGCCACGUGAAUCUUCCUCCACUUGAGUUCAAACCGGCAUUAAUGUUGGAAACUUUUAGCAUCAGUGCUGUUGUAAUGGAAAAAUCCGUGUGCACUCCUCAGAACUCUACCAGUGCCCUUUCUUUUCAUGAUAUUAACAAGCGCUAUUACAAUACCUUUCACUGCAACUUUACUAUUUCCUGUCAGUCAAUAAGCCAGCAUGUAGAUAUGGCUUUGGUUCGUCUUAUUCAUCAGUUUAGUACAAUGAUAGAUGACAUCAAAGCGACUCAGACUGACAUUAAACUUAGCAGAUAUACAGCUGGAUCUGCAUCUCCAACACCUACCUUCAAAACCAGAAAACAUCGGGAUUUUCGUUCAUCUGACUUCAGCCGCAGUUCUAGAGGAAGUCUUAAUGGUGGCAAUAGAGUAACUAAUGCAAAGAACAAGCGGACUAACAAUGAGAAUAACAAAAAGGAAUCUCGAAACAAAGCUUCAAUAGGAAGAUCUGAAAGAAGAACUUCAAAAGUUUCUAGGAAAGGUUCAAAAGAUGUGGUAGAUCACAUGACUAUUCAUAUGGAUGACUCUGAUUCAAUUACAGUGUCAGAACAAAGUGAGCCUUCAGCUGAGUGCUGGCAGAAUAUGUAUAAAUUGCUUAACUUCUAUUCACUUAUCUCUGAUCCAACGGGAAUUUUGGAAAAAUCUUCAGAAACAUUUGGACCAGCAGGAGUUCGGAGCCCUACAGAGCCAACAUGUAAAGUUGUGUUUGAGAAUGAACAAGACAACAACAGUUUGACUAAGACUCAGAGAAAACGUAGCUUGGUGACUUCUGAACCUCAGCAUGUUACUCUAAUAGUGUUUGGGAUUGGCAUGGUGAACCGUACACACCUAGAAGCAGAUAUCGGUGGACUAACAAUGGAAUCAGAACUGAAGAGGAUUCAUGGCAGUUUCACUCUUAAGGAAAAAAUGAAAGAUGUUUUACACCAAAAGAUGACUGAGACAUGCGCCACGGCUCACAUUGGUGGGGUAAAUAUUGUGCUGCUUGAAGGGAUUACACCAAAUAUACAACUGGAGGAUUUUCCUACAUCUCCUACAAGUACAGCUAAACAAGAGUUUCUAACUGUAGUGAAAUGUAGUAUUGCCAAGUCCCAAGCCCUCUACAGUGCCCAGAGAGGGUUGAAGACAAACAAUGCUGCUGUGUUCAAAGUAGGAGCUAUUAGCAUCAACAUUCCUCAGCACCCUGCCACCUUACAUAGCAUGAUGGUUCGAAGUUCUCACCAACUAUCUAAACAAAUCUCAGACCUCAUUAGACAACCUUCUAUGGCCCCACAGCCUGUGAAAGAAGAUAUUGCAACACCACUACCUUCUGAAAAAACUCCAACAAGUGUUAAUCAAACUCCUGUUGAAACAAAUGAAUUUCCUCAGUUACCAGAAGGCUUAGAAAAGAAGCCUAUUGUUCUUAAAUUCAGUGCCAUGUUAGAUGGUAUUGCUAUUGGUGCAGCACUUUUACCAUCUCUGAAAGCAGAAUACAAGAUGGGAAGAAUGAGAAGUCAUGGAAUGACAGGGGCACAGACAAGGUUUACAUUUGAGUUGCCAAAUCAUAGAUUGCGUUUUACUUCAAAAGUUUCUGCCACAGAUAUGUCAUCCAUUCCUCCUUCUGCCAGUCUUAAUCUUCCACCUGUUACUAUGUCAGGGAAAUAUAUAAUGGAAGAACAUGACAGUUAUUCAGAUCAAGUGUGGAGUAUAGAUGAACUGCCUUCAAAACAAGGGUAUUAUUUACAGGGAAAUUAUCUACGUUGUGUGGCAGAAGUUGGUUCUUUUGAACAUAAUCUUACAACCGAUCUUUUAAACCACUUGGUGUUUGUACAGAAAGUGUUCAUGAAGGAAGUUAAUGAAGUAAUACAAAAAGUUUCUGGUGGAGAGCAGCCUAUUCCUCUCUGGAAUGAGCAUGAUGGAACAACAGAUGGCGAUAAGCCUAAAAUUCUCCUCUAUUCCCUGAACUUACAGUUUAAGGGUAUUCAAGUAACAGCCACAACCCCAUCAAUGAGAGCUGUGAGAUUUGAAACUGGGUUGAUAGCGCUGGAACUUUCUAACCGACUUCAAACCAAAGCUUCACCAGGAAGUAGCAGCUACCUGAAACUAUUUGGUAAAUGCCAAGUGGAUUUAAAUCUGGCAUUAGGUCAAAUUGUCAAGCAUCAGGUUUAUGAGGAAGCUGGCUCAGAUUUUCAUCAAGUUGCUUAUUUUAAAACUAGAAUUGGAUUAAGGAAUGCUCUUCGAGAAGAAAUCAGUGGUUCUUCAGAUAGAGAAGCUGUGCUCAUUACCUUGAAUAGGCCAAUUGUUUAUGCACAGCCUGUGGCCUUUGAUAGAGCUGUGCUGUUUUGGCUAAAUUAUAAGGCUGCUUAUGAUAAUUGGAAUGAACAACGGAUGGCUUUACAUAAGGAUAUUCAUAUGGCUACAAAGGAAGUAGUAGAUAUGUUACCUGGUAUUCAGCAAACAUCAGCUCAGGCUUUUGGGACUCUUUUCCUCCAGCUGACUGUGAAUGAUCUGGGAAUUUGCCUACCUAUCACAAAUACUGCACAGUCUAAUCACACUGGAGACCUUGAUACUGGCUCUGCUCUAGUAUUAACCAUUGAAAGUACUCUCAUCACUGCUUGUUCUUCAGAAUCUCUAGUUAGCAAAGGGCACUUCAAAAAUUUUUGUAUCCGUUUCGCUGAUGGCUUUGAGACAUCGUGGGAUGACUGGAAACCAGAAAUUCGUGGGGAUCUAGUAAUGAAUGCUUGUGUAGUUCCAGAUGGCACAUAUGAAGUAUGUUCGAGGACUACAGGACAAGCAGCUGCUGAAAGUAGUAGUGCUGGAACCUGGACACUCAAUGUAUUGUGGAAAAUGUGUGGGAUUGAUGUUCACAUGGAUCCUAAUAUUGGCAAAAGGCUUAAUGCUCUGGGCAAUACCCUUACAACACUGACAGGAGAGGAGGACAUAGAUGAUAUUGCUGACCUAAAUUCAGUGAACAUAGCUGACCUGUCAGAUGAGGAUGAAGUUGAUACUAUGUCUCCUACUAUCCAUACUAGCUCAGAUGGAAGUUCAGUAAGUGGAGAUGGCCACAAACUCACCUUUGGGCAGCGACUUGUAAAUCACCUACUAGGCCUGACACCCCAACAUCAGCGCUAUUCUGUUCCUGCAGAGUAUCUGUGUGACUCAGAGAUAUGGGUCUCCCCUCAGCCUAGCCAGUCCCAUUUGAAAGCAUGCAGAGCACACUCAUGGGGAAAUGAAGCUGUAGAGUAUCGAAGACAAGGAGCAUCUUCUAGCCAGUCAGGAGAACUUAGAGGAAGAAAAAUUGUGAAGCGUUUAGUAGAUAUCAGAGAAUUGAAUGAACAGGCCAAAGUAAUUGAUGACCUUAAAAAAUUAGGUGCUAGUGAAGGAACCAUAAACCAGGAAAUUCAACGGUACCAACAGUUAGAAUCAGUGGCUGUGAAUGACAUUCGAAGAGAUGUUCGUAAAAAAUUACGGAGAUCCAGUAUGCGAGCUGCUUCCCUAAAGGAUAAGUGGGGUUUGGGUUACAAACCAAGUUACAGUCGAUCAAAAAGCAUUUCAGCUUCUGGAAGACCACCUCUUAAGCGGAUGGAAAGAACAAGCUCUCGAGUAGGAGAAACUGAUGACCUCCCAGAAAUCCGUGUGGAUGCAGCAUCUCCUGGACCCAGAGUAACUUUUAACAUCCAGGAUACAUUGAAAAAUACAGUAUGGGGAAGUACACCACAAUCCAGCUCUCCUGGGAAAGGGUAUUUUCAGUUUCCAGAGGAGACAGAACUGGACCUUUUGUCAGUAACUAUGGAAGGCCCAUCACAUUAUUCAUCAAAUAGUGAAGGGUCAUGUUCCAUGUUCAGUUCUCCCAAAACUACAGGCAGCUUUUCAUCAAGCAUUCCUUUCCAGUCUGAGGAGGGUCGGCGAGAUGACAGUUUGUCUUCUACCAGUGAAGAUUCUGAAAAGGAUGAGAAAGAUGAAGACCGUGAAAGGGAAAGAUUUUACAUUUACAGGAAAACCUCACAUACCUCUCGCAGAAAAGCAACAGGUUUUGCUGCUGUUCAUCAGCUAUUGACAGAACGCUGGCCAACAACACCAGUUAACCGAAGUCUUAGUGGCACAGCUACUGAGAGAAAUAUUGACUUCGAACUUGAUAUACGGGUUGAAAUUGAUAGUGGAAAAUGUGUACUCCAUCCAACCACCCUUCUACAAGAACAUGAUGAUAUAAGUUUAAGAAGGAGUUAUGAUCGAAGUUCCAGGAGUUUAGAUCAAGAUUCUCCUUCAAAAAAGAAGAAAUUUCAAACCAAUUAUGCUUCUACCACCCAUUUAAUGAGUGGCAAAAAAGUACCAUCAUCUCUACAGACAAAGUCUAGUGACUUAGAAACAACAGUAUUUUAUAUUCCUGGAGUUGAUGUAAAGUUGCAUUACAAUUCCAAGACACUAAAGACUGAAUCACCUAAUGCCUCCAGAGGAUCUUCCUUGCCCAGAACACUCUCCAAAGAAUCCAAACUGUAUGGUAAUGAAAAGAAAUUUAGCGCAGACAAUUACUUUCCUCCUCUCCUCCUCUAUACUUGCACUAGAGUCACACGAAUUUUAACAGCUAUCAGCUCACAAGAUGAAGAUAUGGGGCAUUUUGAAAUACCAGAUCCUAUGGAAGAAUCAACAACAUCACUAGUAUCAUCUUCAACCUCUGCUUACUCUUCCUUCCCUGUAGAUGUUGUGGUUUAUGUACGAGUUCAGCCUUCACAGAUCAAAUUUAGCUGUUUACCUGUAUCAAGAGUAGAAUGUAUGCUAAAGCUGCCUUCCCUGGAUUUGGUGUUUUCUUCAAACCGAGGAGAACUGGAGACUUUGGGGACUGCAUAUCCUGCAGAAACUUUAUCCCCUGGAGGUAAUGUUCCUCAGAGUGGAACAAAGCUUUCUGCUAGCAAAACUGGAAUACCAGGUUCAUCAGGAUUAGGCAGCCCCUUGGGGAGAAGUCGGCAUAGUAGUAGUCAGUCAGAUCUGACCAGUUCCAGCAGCAGUUCAUCUGGCCUGAGCUUCACUGCAUGCAUGUCUGACUUUUCUCUGUAUGUAUUUCAUCCAUAUGGAGCAGGGAAACAAAAAACUGCUGUUUCUGGCCUUACACCUGGAUCAGGAGGAUUAGGGAAUGUGGAUGAGGAGCCCACUUCAGUCACUGGUCGAAAAGACUCACUCAGCAUAAACCUUGAAUUUGUAAAAGUGAGUUUGUCUCGGAUAAGGCGUUCAGGAGGUGCCUCAUUUUUUGAAAGUCAGUCUGUAAGCAAGCCUACAAGCAAAAUGGACACUACAUUAAUAAAUAUAUCUGCUGUUUGUGAUAUAGGGUCUGCCUCCUUUAAAUAUGACAUGCGCCGACUCAGUGAAAUUUUGGCGUUUCCAAGGGCGUGGUAUAGGAGAAGUAUUGCAAGACGUCUAUUCCUUGGAGACCAAACUAUAAAUUUGCCAACAUCUGGUCCAGGGACACCUGAUUCCAUUGAAGGGGUAAGCCAGCACCUUUCCCCUGAAUCAUCAAGGAAAGCUUACUGCAGGACCUGGGAGCAGCCAAGUCAGUCAGUCUCCUUCACCCACAUGCCUCAGUCACCUAAUUUGUUCAAUGAGCAUAUGACAAACAGCACCAUGUCACCAGGGACAGUGGCACAGAGUCUGAAAUCUCCAGCUUCCAUAAGAUCAAGGAGUGUAUCUGAUUCUUCAGUUCCUCGAAGAGAUUCAAUUUCAAAAACAUCAACUCCUGUUAAUAAGUCAAACAAAGCAGCAAGCCAACAAGGGACUCCAUGGGAAACACUUGUCGUGUUUGCUAUCAACUUGAAACAACUAAAUGUCCAAAUGAAUAUGAGUAAUGUAAUGGGAAAUACAACUUGGACAACGAGUGGUUUGAAGAGCCAGGGCCGUCUAUCAGUAGGAAGUAAUCGUGAUCGAGAGAUUAGCAUGUCUGUUGGGCUGGGAAGAUCACAAUUAGAUUCUAAAGGAGGAGUAGUUGGAGGGACCAUAGAUGUCAAUGCUUUGGAGAUGGUUGCUCAUAUUUCUGAGCAUCCAAAUCAGCAACCCAGCCACAAAAUUCAGAUUACUAUGGGCUCUACUGAAGCUCGUGUUGAUUACAUGGGCUCAAGUAUCCUCAUGGGUAUCUUCAGUAAUGCUGACCUUAAGCUACAGGAUGAAUGGAAAGUAAACCUCUAUAAUACAUUGGAUUCAAGCAUGACUGAUAAAAGUGAGAUUUUUGUUCAUGGAGAUUUGAAGUGGGAUAUUUUCCAAGUAAUGAUAUCAAGAUCAACUACACCAGAUCUGAUUAAAAUAGGAAUGAAGCUCCAGGAAUUUUUCACACAACAGUUCGACACCAGCAAACGAGCUCUGUCUACCUGGGGACCAGUUCCUUAUCUUCCACCAAAGACAAUUACUAACAACCUAGAAAAAAGUUCACAAGAACAAUUGCUUGAUGCAGCUCAUCAUCGGCAUUGGCCUGGAGUAUUGAAGGUGGUAUCAGGAUGCCACAUAUCCUUAUUUCCGAUUCCAUUACCAGAAGAUGGAAUGCAAUUUGGAGGAUCAAUGAGCUUACAUGGAAAUCAUAUGACACUGGCUUGUUUUCAUGGUCCAAAUUUCCGUUCAAAAUCAUGGGCCCUUUUUCAUUUAGAAGAACCAAAUAUUGCCUUUUGGACUGAAGCUCAGAAAAUCUGGGAAGAUGGCUCUAGUGAUCAUUCUACAUAUAUUGUACAAACACUGGAUUUUCAUCUGGGUCAUAAUACCAUGGUUACCAAACCAUGUGGUGCUCUGGAAAGUCCUAUGGCAACAAUAACAAAGAUAACAAGGCGUCGCCACGAAAAUCCACCCCACGGAGUAGCAAGUGUGAAAGAAUGGUUCAAUUAUGUUACUGCCACAAGGAAUGAAGAGCUAAACUUACUUCGUAAUGUUGAUGCAAAUAACAUGGAGAGUAACACGACUGUGAAGAAUUCUAGUUUGUUGAGUGGAUUCAGAGGCGCUUCUAGCUACAACCAUGAAACAGAGACUAUCUUUGCAUUACCAAGGAUGCAGCUCGACUUUAAAUCCAUUCAUGUUCAAGAGCCACAAGAACCUUCAUUGCAGGAUGCCAGCUUGAAGCCAAAGGUAGAAUGUAGUGUGGUGACAGAGUUCACCGAUCAUAUUUGUGUGACCAUGGAUGCUGAACUCAUCAUGUUUCUUCAUGAUUUAGUGUCAGCUUAUCUGAAAGAAAAAGAAAAAGCCAUUUUUCCACCUCGGAUUCUAUCUACUCGACCAGGACAGAAAAGUCCAGUUAUUAUACACGAUGAGAAUUCCUCUGACAAAGACAGAGAAGAUAGCAUCACUUACACGACAGUGGACUGGAGAGAUUUUAUGUGCAACACAUGGCAUCUAGAGCCCACUCUUAGAUUAAUUUCUUGGACUGGAAGAAAGAUUGAUCCUGUAGGUGUUGAUUAUAUUCUUCAAAAACUGGGCUUCCAUCAUGCCAGGACUACUAUUCCUAAGUGGCUUCAGAGAGGAGUCAUGGACCCACUGGACAAGGUUCUGUCUGUUCUUAUCAAAAAGCUUGGUACUGCACUACAGGACGAAAAGGAAAGGAAAGGAAAAGACAAAGAAGAACACUAAAGUAUUAACUUGAUCUGUGAGCAAAUUCUGUUUGUGUCCAUUAAGCUUCAGUACAUGAGUGAUAUUUUAAGUUUAUUAAAUAUGGUUUUAAAAUAAUUCUAAUUUUGUGGCCAUAUUAAAAUAUUGUAAGUUAACCUGCUUCUUUUAGUUCUACCAUCCUGUGUACAGUGAAGUAUUGCAUGGUAAUGUAAGGUUUUUGAAAAACUAGAUUAAAAUAUAUAAAUCUGCUUAUUAAGGUUUAUAAUUGUAUUGUGUGCAAUAUGACUCCUGCAUCUUUAAAAUGUUUGCAGAGUAACUGAUUUUUUUUAUUGGCCAUAACUUUUAGAAAAGAAUCUUGUUGAUAAUGUGAUUUGGAAUAGUUGUUGCUUUUUUAUGUAGACUUGUAUAAAUACCUAUUUGUAAAUAGUUUGAGUAAUUGUGAUAUGAUUGUAUACCACUAAAAUAUUGUUUGUAACUAUUGUAAUAAAGUCAUAAUAGUGGUUUCA